Molecule: messenger RNA, 714 nt
Organism: Plasmodium cynomolgi strain B
Lineage: Eukaryota; Apicomplexa; Aconoidasida; Haemosporida; Plasmodiidae
Exons: 2
Coding region: 1-714 (237 amino acids)
Source: RefSeq, a predicted model, not a curated record
AUGAAGCGCAAAAGGGGGAUCACCUUUUCUGUGGGUCUUUUUCUACUAUGCUCUUUGUUAAUCGGUCUAGGGUUGGGUUUGGAGGAUUCCUCAGGAGAAUCCCCCCCCAAAGACAGCUUCCUAUCAACCUGCAUGGAAGUCAUUGAUGCGAUAACAUUCUACGAAGACGAGCUGCAGAAGUACAAGUAUGACGAUGAGUGUGCACCCUAUCGGUACAUAGGCAAUGCAGUUUUGGAAAAGAACAAUUUGAAAAAAAAUGUCAUCUCAGAUGGAGAGCUAUUCUGUGAGAGUUCAUUCGAAAGGAAAAAAAGUGUGCAUGAAAAUGGGGGUCACAAAUCAGUCUAUGUAAAUGGUUAUAAAGAGCACAUAACUGAAACUUUCCAUUUUGAGGAAGACCAAAGGGACGACUGCAUCGGUAUGGUUAAUCUGUUUAACAGCUGCUCCACUGUUAGAAGAAGCGUCUUUGGAGAUACACCUCUCAUCCAUUGUGCUGAACAAAGCGAAAAGCAUUUUUGCAAUAGAAGGGUUCAAAAAAUGGAGGAUAAAAAUUAUAUAUACACCUGCUCAGACAUGAUAGUGCCUUAUUUGUUGGGCGCAAAGAAUAAGGAGAAGACGUACAGCCAAAUGUGCCACGAUGUAAAAGAUUACGCAAAGGUGUUGAAGAAUGAAAAAAAUGAAAUUUUUAAAAAAAAAAAAAAAAACAAGAAAGUGUGA